This is a messenger RNA of Exophiala spinifera, 1113 nucleotides long. RefSeq lists its product as uncharacterized. The record is from RefSeq and is a predicted model, not a curated record. The transcript has a single exon. The coding region runs from base 1 to 1113 and encodes 370 amino acids. Lineage: Eukaryota; Fungi; Ascomycota; Eurotiomycetes; Chaetothyriales; Herpotrichiellaceae. Gene Ontology annotation, molecular function: zinc ion binding; oxidoreductase activity.
AUGGCGGCAACUUAUACGGCGGCUGUCAUUGUGAGCACGGCCAAGCCGUGCGACCCGAUCCAGUACUGGGAGUCAAAGGUAGUGGCCCCUGAACCGGGAGGUGUUCGAUUGAGAGUCAUUUAUGCCGGUGUGUGUGGUACCGACAAACAUUUCUGGGAGGGAGCAAUGACGUUUCCCAUUCCAUACGUGCUGGGCCAUGAGGGCGUGGGUCGCAUCGAGGCGUUGGGAGAGGGCGUCACCAAAGAUCAUGCUGGCAAGCCAGUCGCGGUUGGCGAUGUUGUAUACUGGAAUCCGAUCGCACCAUGCCACGCGUGCUACCAUUGCACAAUUACUAAAGACUUUACUUCAUGCGCCAAUAGCACUUUUCUCUCGCCAGCAACAGAACCGACAUUUGCAUCGUAUACUGAAGUGGCGAACCUGAAGCGAUUCAACGCAUUUUACAAGUUGGCGCCGUCCACUCCAGUUGAAGCAGUCAUUUCACUUGGAUGUGCGCUCCCGACCAUUCUUCAGGCUCUGGAUAACCUUGGAGGCAUCGACUUUGGCUCAGAUGUGGUUGUUCAAGGAUCCGGCGUGCUGGGCCUAGCCUCCAUCAUGAUGGCAGUUCUGGCGGGUGCUAAGACAAUUACGGUCUUGGAUGUAGUCCAGAGCAGACUGGACAUGGCAAUGAAAUUUGGUGCCACUAAGACUAUCAAUGUCAAGGACUUUCCAUCAUCGCGGGACCGGCUCCAGACCAUCCAGGAGUCUUCAAGCUGCCCAGAUGGCGUUGACCUCGUUAUGGAAUGCUCCGGCAGAGUCGAGAGUUUCGCGGAAGGCAUCAAGAUGCUGCGUACUAAUGGUAAAUACCUGGUGAUCGGGACUUUUGCUGGUGAAGGGCAAGCUUUAGUCGAUCCGUUCGAACUCGUCCGAAAGUCUCUCAGAAUCAUCGGCACAAAAUUUGCGGCGCCCCAUCACUACUACAGAGCCGUGCAGCUUGCGGACACGUAUCACGAGCGCUUUCCUUUAGCAGAGUGUGUAAGCGCGAAGGUGCCUCUGCGGAACACCGAGAAGGCUUUUGAACUGAUUGCAUCCGGAACUGUUGUUAAGGUGGUCAUUGACCUUGAAAAUAGCGCUUAG